CCGACAAACAAGCUCAAGUGAAUCUCAGUUAUCAAAAGACUUAGAACCCCUGAGAAGUUACAUGGGCUCAAUAACUUUGAGUGAAAUACGAAGCUGGGAUGAUUCAGGGACUGAAGCAAGAGGAGAAACUGAAAGUUCAGAAGCCUCUAGAAGGGAAUCAAUGGCUAGUAGAUCUAUGUCAGACUGGAAUUGGUCAGAAAAUAGAAGUGAUGACAAAAUAUCGCCCAGUACAUGUAGUAUGAAUAGUAGUGUAUUCAAGAAUUCAGGCGAAGAACAAAAACCAGUAGAUACAUCUUUGGGAAUCUUAGAGUUAUCCCUUACAUAUGAUAACGAGAACAAUACCCUCCAUUGCACCGUGUAUCGAGGAAAAAAUCUGAUACCGAUGGACAUGGCCGGCUUAUCCGAUCCAUUUUGCAAACUGAAUAUUCUGCCAAAUGCAAAAAAAUCUACGAGAUUGAGAACGAAAACCGUGCACAAAACCCGCAAUCCCGAAUUCAACGAAAACCUCACAUUUUAUGACAUCACCGAAAGUGAUUUGAUGAAGAGAUCAUUGCACGUAUUAGUAGUAGAUGAUGAUAAAUACGGGCAUGAUUACAUGGGGGAAACUAGGAUUAAUUUGGCUAAGUUGAAAUUUCAAAAUACUAUAUACCUUGCUGUGCCUCUGGAGAACUUACGAACUGAACAAAAAGGACCAGUGCCGGCUCUUGAACUCAACGAAUGGUUCGACGAUUUGUGGUCUAGAGGGCAGAUAUUGCUGUCUCUAUGCUAUAACACUAAGAAGAGAGCAUUGCUUGUAACCGUUGUUCGAUGUGUGAAUUUGUUACCAAUGGAUAAUAAUGGCUUGUCUGAUCCCUUUGUCAAACUUCAGCUGAAACCGGAUCCCAAUCACAAAAAACACAAAACCUCCAUAAAGUGGAAGAAUUUGAAUCCGGAGUUCAAUGAAGAGUUCGCCUUUGAAACAAGACCUACUGAGUUGACGACGCAGAGUCUUUACGUGACCGUAUUCGACAAGGAUUAUGGAAAAAGUAACGAUUACCUUGGAGGACUUAUACUAGGAGGAACAGGAUCUAAAGGUCUCAGGCUGAAACAUUGGAUGGACAUGAUCAGAUAUCCGGAUCAUAGACACGAGCAGUGGCACAAUUUAACCGAAGAUAUUCUGGAAUAGUGUUGUUUUUGAAAUGUUUUGUUUUGUAUUUCUGAUCUUUGUGUAUGCUGGUGACUUCAGGCUUUUCUAUAAACAACUCGAAACACAUUGUUACUCAAUGUAUGGUCAAAAAUUUGAAGUAUUUUACAAACUUAAUCUAGAUAUCGCAAUUUCACACUCAAUAUACAUUACAAUUACAUUACAAAUUACAACUUACCCGUCGAUAAUUGCUAUGAUUUCAUCUUGGAAAGAAAGUAUACAACUAUAACUUUGCAGAACAUGAACACAUCUAGUAUUUUUCUGCCUUUGAUUUUUGUGACCAAUAAUUUAAACAUCUAUGUUAUGAUGUGGAAUCUUAUUCUUCGUCAUCAAAAGUAGCGUAUGCAUCUUAUAUCAUGAAUAAACUAAUCGUUUCUGUGGAAUUUUACAAAUCAGAGGUUUUCAGGUUGGUACUUCAACAACGACUGGAACAUUUCACGGCGUUAGUAAUCGGAAUAUGAAUUUUUCUUUGUGUGCUUUUUUAUGUACUUUCAACAACUUGACAUGAUGAGAAAGGUGAGCACUUAUAUGAUAUUGCGAAGAAGUUUCGAUCUAGAUGUGUGAAAUAAUUGACAGUGUGUAUGUAUAUUGAACAUAUACAUUCUCAAGACACAGAGAAAUUGUGAUCAAAUUUGUUUACUGAAAUUCUAUACAGUUGUAUGUACGUAUUGAGAAAAAUAAUUUUGUCACAUUGUUCUCUACUAAUUAUCAAAUUCUUGCAAUUCAGCGAAGCAUAUGUAUAUUGAGAAUCAGGAAAAGUGACCAGUUUUGAUAUUGUGUAUUGUAAAAUGUAUUUUCAAUAAAGAAGUUGUUUUUA
This is a messenger RNA of Leptinotarsa decemlineata (Colorado potato beetle), 2000 nucleotides long. It is a transcript of the gene Rph, whose product is annotated as Rabphilin. Gene Ontology annotation, molecular function: small GTPase binding. Gene Ontology annotation, biological process: spontaneous neurotransmitter secretion; regulation of calcium ion-dependent exocytosis; exocytosis. The record is from RefSeq and is a predicted model, not a curated record. Gene Ontology annotation, cellular component: membrane; synapse. NCBI's taxonomy places the organism in Eukaryota, Metazoa, Arthropoda, Insecta, Coleoptera, Chrysomelidae.